AUGUCGCCGCCCCAAGACGGCUUGCGCAAACAGACAACGCUGUACGACGCCGUAGCAGGUCGUGUCGGCUACGAAGGUUUCUUGACGGAGCAGCAGUCUUCAAAAUAUCGAGAUACGACGAGCUCUACACUCGUGCCCAUACCACCGGAAGAGGCCCUGUUCCGACGAAAAGACGCGCCCGCACGCUAUGCUGAGGAUGAUGUCUACGAAGCGGACCGCCACCUGCAACCAGAUCAGAAGCUCCCGGACUCUGACCUACUUAAAGCUGUGCAUGCCUAUGUGGCUGACUUCUACAAAGCCAACCCGGAUAGCCCCAAUAGUUUAGAUGAGCGGUCGAUGGAUGAGACUGCUCUUCUAGCUAUUGGCAUACUUUUGGAGGAAGCAUCCGCCAUGUCACUUGGUAAGACCGGCGAUCUUGCUUUGGUCGAAGCGCCUAGCGAGCUCAAUACUAACCGUACUUACUACUCUGGAGGAAGACUGCAACGGAAGAUUAUCACCAGUCAUCGGACUGGCAGGAGCUCAAUGCCUGGAAGUGCAACAGUUAAGAAGGAAGCGAUAGAGGACGAUUGA
Molecule: messenger RNA, 570 nt
Organism: Recurvomyces mirabilis
Lineage: Eukaryota; Fungi; Ascomycota; Dothideomycetes; Mycosphaerellales; Teratosphaeriaceae
Exons: 1
Coding region: 1-570 (189 amino acids)
Biological process (GO): nucleolar large rRNA transcription by RNA polymerase I
Cellular component (GO): RNA polymerase I upstream activating factor complex
Molecular function (GO): RNA polymerase I cis-regulatory region sequence-specific DNA binding
Source: RefSeq, a predicted model, not a curated record